Colius striatus (speckled mousebird) is the source of this 3097-nucleotide messenger RNA. RefSeq names its product aldo-keto reductase family 1 member A1 (gene AKR1A1). Lineage: Eukaryota; Metazoa; Chordata; Aves; Coliiformes; Coliidae. The coding region runs from base 211 to 1194 and encodes 327 amino acids. The record is from RefSeq and is a predicted model, not a curated record. The transcript is spliced from 10 exons. Gene Ontology annotation, molecular function: aldose reductase (NADPH) activity. Gene Ontology annotation, cellular component: cytosol. Gene Ontology annotation, biological process: aldehyde catabolic process.
AGCACAUUUGCGGCGGGCUUGGUGUGUUGGUCGAUGGCGUGGCUGUUACCACCUUAACUACGCGGGGACACUGUCCCAGAAUGUUGAAAGCAGCAAAAGAAUUUGAAUAAAUGGAGCUAAUUCUCUGGAUAGUGUCGCGGGAGGUGCCGUGGAAAUACCCAGGCAACAGAAGAACACUACUUCUCUGGAUUUGUGAUAAAGCAGGCAAAAAUGUCAACAGCAUGCGACUUUGUUGCUCUCCACACUGGGCAGAAGAUGCCUCUCGUAGGACUGGGAACUUGGAAAAGUGAACGUGGGCAAGUGAAAGAGGCAGUGAAAUAUGCCCUGAGCGUGGGCUAUCGCCACAUCGAUUGCGCAGCAGCUUAUAGCAAUGAAACGGAGAUCGGGGAGGCUUUCCAGGAAUGCCUUGGGCCCAACAAGGUUAUUAAAAGGGAGGACCUGUUUGUAACAUCAAAGCUCUGGAAUACCAAGCACCACCCAGAAGAUGUAGAGCCAGCACUAAGGAAAACACUCGGAGAUUUGAAACUGGAUUACCUGGACUUGUACCUCAUGCACUGGCCUCAUGCCUUUGAGCGAGGGGACAAUCUCUUCCCAAAGAAUCCAGAUAACACGAUGCGUUAUGAUUACACUGAUUACAAGGAUACCUGGAAGGCCAUGGAGAAGCUGGUAGCAAAAGGUCUGGUGAAAGCCAUUGGGCUGUCAAACUUCAACAGUCGUCAGAUUGAUGAUGUACUAAGUGUAGCUACUGUCAAACCAGCUGUGCUCCAGGUAGAAUGCCAUCCUUAUCUAGCUCAGAACGAGCUGAUAGCACACUGCCAGAAACGAGGACUGGUUGUCACUGCCUACAGUCCCCUCGGUUCUCCCGAUCGCAUGUGGAAAAACCCAGAUGAGCCUGUGCUUCUAGAAGAACCUGGGAUCAAAAAACUGGCAGAAAAGUACAGCAAGUCACCUGCACAGAUCAUCCUCAGAUGGCAAGUGCAGCGUAAAGUGGUUGUCAUUCCCAAGAGUGUCACUCCAGCUCGCAUUCAGCAGAAUCUCCAGGUGUUUGAUUUCAGCCUCACAGAAGAGGAGAUGAGCCACAUUGGAAGCCUGAAUAAAAACUGGCGUUACAUUGUGCCCAUGAUUACGGUGAAUGGAAAGCUAGUAGCAAGAGAUGCUGGACACCCUCAUUAUCCCUUCAAUGACCCCUAUUAGCCACUAGAAAAUCAGGUGUUAGAACAACAAGCUCCUCUCUGUGCCCUUCCGUGAAAUAAUCACCACAAUUUGUCACAAAUCUAUCCAAAUGAAACCUUCCUUCCUGAGGGGGUUCACUCACAAUGUACUGCUGCUGAUUAACUUCCUUCUGGAGAUUGUGUGGUCUCCAUGUCAAAGUUUGUGGAUUUACUCCAGUGACCACAAGCUUGUUUCUGGAAGCGUCAAAUCUUUGGGGAAUUAGAUAAAGAGUGAGGGAGUCUAAAUCAAAGUUCCAAUCGUGUCAUUAUCAGGCCAGGGCAAUACUUUGGGUGGGGAAGAAAAAAGGGUGAAGACAUGAAAGCAUUUUAAGACUAAACAACUGCCCAGCCAUCAGCUUUGAUAUCUUUAUUAAUAUUUUUUUAUACAGAGAAGUGAAAUGUGCUGCAGCUGCACUGUGUCCAUAAACUGUUCCUGUGUUGAUAAAAACCCGAGUAACCAGCUGUGCCCUGUGUUUUUCAUCCACUUCAGAGUGCUUGUGGAACUUAGAACUCUCUUGUUUUAAUUUGCCUGUUGAUUUGAGGAGAAUCGAUGCAUACUCUGGAGCAAGCCUUCAGGGCAAUCCUCUCUGCUUGUCACAUAGAUAGGUUUCAGCUCUGAUAAUAGCUCUGGUUGUCCUAUCACAAAAGCCACAAGGACUUUUUAGGAAGUCUUGUAGGAAGACAUUCUGCUUUUCCCAUCAGGUUGCCCAGUGUCUGUUUACCAAAGAUGUCCAGUGUGAGUUCUGGAAGGUGACCAAAUUAGUUCCUUGGCUAUACAGUAAGAGCAAAGACCUGUCAGAAGGUCCCCUCCAUUUUAAUGUCUCCUGCCUGGGUUGAUACUUGGGAGACUAAUUGCCUCCUGUUCCACUGGGAUCUGCUGGUAGCAUUAGGCAAAUCCUUUGCCUUUCCUGUGCCUGUUUUCCCACUUGCCAUGUCUCUGUUGUUACUCCCUGACAGGGACUAAUUUACUGAUACACUGUUGAGCAGGACUGGAACUGUAGCUCUAACAAGGGUUUCAUUUUGUUUAAGUCUCUUAAUGAAUUCUGGAGCCAUCUGAGCACAAAGGGCAAGAGGUGUUAAUACCUCCCAGCGCUCUGAUGGUGAUACCUUCUGUGGCCUUAGCAAUGUCAACACUUUAGUUUGGCUUUCUCUACCUGUCCGCUUGGAUUUGAGCUCAUUUGCCUUUGUGCAGACAGGGUAGGAAGGCAGAGUUUCUAAAGGCCUUGGAUUUAAAACAAAGGAACUCUUUCAGAUCUGUUGAUGCCAUUCAGAGACAGUCAUAGGCAUGACUCCUUGUUUGCUGCUGCAUAAAGCAAGCUUAACUGGCUGUAAGGAAAAUAAAGAACACCUUUUUUUUCCCUUCAUAGCAAUAACAGAAAAAUAAUCCUCACUGUGUAAAUAGUUCAAAAAAGAAAGGAUUAUGUGAGCAGGUCCUUUACAGCAAGCCUAUGUACAACCAUACAUUCCUCUCAAGCAUAACACUGCCUCGGGUGUUGCCUGCCCUGGGCCUCAGUGUGCAGCUCAGCUGGAACAAACCUGGUUAUCACUUUGUUGUAAUCCACAUGUAAAAGUUAAACUUGUGUUCCUCAGUAAUGUGUGUCCUAAUUCCUGCUGAAUUUACCUCAGGGGAGAAAGCCAUUACAGCCUACUUGGGAUUCUUUACUAGACUGGACAUUUUCUUCUAUGGGAAAUUAAAUCCCUGGGGUUUUUUCUAAUCAAACAGGGGUGAGUUUGAACACGGUUCUUACUGCACAUCAGGAGGGAAGUGAUUUUGCUUUGAAGGCGCUAUGUAGAAUGUUAACAACAGUCAUCCUGCCAAGAAAAGUGGCUUUUGUUGCACAUGUUUCCAUGUUUGCAUGUCUUAAAUAAAUUCCGUAUGCAGUGGA